This is a messenger RNA of Octopus sinensis (East Asian common octopus), 2055 nucleotides long. RefSeq lists its product as uncharacterized. The record is from RefSeq and is a predicted model, not a curated record. Gene Ontology annotation, cellular component: membrane. The coding region runs from base 790 to 2001 and encodes 403 amino acids. Lineage: Eukaryota; Metazoa; Mollusca; Cephalopoda; Octopoda; Octopodidae. The transcript has 7 exons.
ACAUAUUCCUCCCCUUCUCAUCCUCCUCUUCCUCCCGUAUUUCUCGCAACCCCUCCUUCCCCCUCCCCCUCACACUUCGUCUUACGCUCUCUCUCUCACCUACUGUCUAUCAGUUAACUUUUAUCCCCUGCUUGUAAGCAUCACUCGUUCCUUUCUCACCACAUUUAUGGAGGAUGUGAGGGCGACUCACCUGCAUUGGAAGAUCUCGCAAGACAGAGCAAUUUCCAGAGCAAACAGGAAGUGCAGCUGUUUACAACAGAGGCAAGCGGCGGAGGACGACGAAGAAGAAGAAAGAGAUAGAGAAGAAGAGAAGAAGAAGAAGAAGCUACGCCAAAAGCGGCGGCUGACUGUCCGUCCUCUCGGCUCUUAGGACACUUCGUAUUUCAGAGUCGCAUCCCACAACAGAUGACAACAACAACAACAACAACAACAAUAACAAGAAUAGCCUCAACAACAACAACAUAAACAGCUGCAAUCAGAAAAACCAAGCAAAAGUAACGCUGACGACGAUAACAACAACAACAACAACAACAACCGUUUCUUUAUUAGUCAAAAUAAUAAUAAUACUAAUAAACUCUGAGAACCUUUCCUCCACUCACACAAACCAAUAAAAAGAGAUAUCUGUUUGUACAAAGAUCUCAAGCUGGUGCGACUGCGAUUCGAACCUAGUUCUUGCAUUCUAAACAAAUAGUCAAACAACCGAACGGAACAGAACAACAUUCAACACUAGAUAACCAAAGCCACCCCCACCAAAAGGUGCAAUUGUGUGCAAUAGCACGGGCGGGCAUCAUGCAUUUGGGGUGCACUAGCGGAGUUUGGUGUAGGUACCCGUCGGUGGUCAGCCGUAACCAGCGUGGAUGUAAAAUGCUGCUGUUCAGCUUCUGGUUCGGCCUUACAGUUCUCCAGUCAAUGGACACGGCACAUGGUUACUACACGCUGCCGUUGGAUACGGCUAAUCAAUUCAACGGUGAAUAUCUGGACCAGGUCAACAAUGAGAACUACCAUAGAGAUGGUACAGUAAUUCCAAAACACACUCAUAAAACACAUUCCGGUCACUUGAAACUGCUGAAACUAAAAAAUUCAGAUUUUAGAGACCCCACAUCCUGGCAUAACCCUACUAUUUUAGAUAAUGACAGGAACAACAACAAAGCUUGGAUCAGACCGAACCUGCAGUCAAAUAUAGAACAAGUGGCGAAAACAAACUCUCAAGAGAGGACACUGCAUUUACAAGGGAACGAGGAUCGGAUUAAAACAGUAGGGAGUUCAUAUAAACAGCGGGAGCCUGAAGGCAAGACCCCUUUACAGCUGUUUGAUGGAGAGACAUUAGUAAAUCCACAAAGCAAGGAUCACUACGACGCAUAUAUACUAAGUAUUUCUCGAAAUAACAAUGAAAUCGGUAAAGAGAUUCUGCAUCCAUACAGAUCUGGGGACUCAGGUGUGAGUACCCAGAAACAGAAUGAUACUUCAAAAAACCCCAGUGCUGAAAAACAUAAACAGAAAGUUGAUGAAUCAGGAUAUAUUCCAAUGCAUGAUAUUUACUUCAUAGCGAUUAUAGCCGCGUGCAGUGUGGCUGGAUUUGUGGGUAUCAUUGUAGCUGCAGUUUGUUGGUACAAGUUACAGGCCAAUGUGAAAGCCAGUUCAGGCGUUGAUUACCCAGCCUAUGGUGUGACUGGGCCCAACAAAGAACGUCUACCUUCCCCUGGAGACCGCAAGCUUGCACAGAGUGCACAAAUGUACCACUAUCAACACCAGAAGCAACAAAUGAUUGCACUUGAAAAAGCCAAUGGAGAAAUGAAGCACGAUGCAUCAGAUGAUGAGUCUGAAGAUGAUAACGAAGAAGGAGACUACACUGUCUACGAAUGUCCCGGAUUGGCACCCACUGGAGAGAUGGAAGUGAAAAACCCGCUUUUCAGUGAUGAAUCCUCCACCUUCCCUCGGACCAACUCACUUGGAAAUGGAUCGGCUGUCCAUCAGGUGGCUCCGGUUAAGGAUGGUGAUUAACAAUGAUGCUGAUGCCAAUAUGAGCUGACAAUUUAGAAAUAUUCAACACCUGGC